AUGCCAACAAAAUAUAUUAGAAAAGGGACAGUGCAAAGGGGAAAAUGGACUAAAGCCGACCUACUCCGGGCUGCAGAAGCAGUUAAAAACGGUGUGAUGGGCUUGAGAGAAGCAUGCCACACUUUCAACAACAUUCCUCCUCCAACACUUAGAAGGCGACUUAAAAAUAAUGACUUUAUCAAAAGAACUCUUGGACCGUCUUGUAUCCUUGGCAUCCAGAAUGAAUUAAAAAUUAGGUUUCAUAUACAAAAGCUACAAAAACACGGAUUUGCGCUAACUCGUGAAAAUGUCAGAGCAAUGGCGUUUCACCUGGCAGAUCAGCUUAAAAUUAAACACCCUUUUAAUAGAGACAGUAAACUUGCUGGUUAUGACUGGUUACAUAUGUUUUUACAACGACAUCCAGACUUGAGUGUUAGAAAAGCUGAGGGUGUAUCACUAGCUCGAUGCAACGGGAUGAAUAAAGAAAAGGUCUCAGCGUACUUUAAUCUGUUAGAAACAACAUUAAUGGAGGCCGGUUUAGUAAACAAGCCUGGUCAUAUAUUUAAUAUGGAUGUGACGGGUCUCCAACUUAAUAAUAAGCCAGGUUAUGUUAUUGCUCAGAAAGGCUCAAAAAACGUUGCCGCAAUAACAUCAUCAGAAAAGGGAGAAACAAUUACAGUAAUCUCAUGUUGUAAUGCAGAAGGUUUUUACAUACCACCAGCUUGUAUUUUUAAGGGCAAAAAUAAAAAAACCGAGUUUGAGGAGGGUAUGACUCCGGGUUCUGUGGUUUACAUGAACGUAAAAUCCGCUUAUAUUAAUACGGAUUUGAUGUUUACCUGGUUAAAAGAACAUUUUGUUCCACGUAAACCAGACGGAAAAAUUCUACUUUUACUGGAUGGUCAUGCCAGUCAUUGUAAUUCGGUAGAAAUGCUGGAAUAUGCCGAUGAACAUAAUGUUAUUCUGUUUUGUCUACCUGGUCAUACUACUCAGUUCCUUCAGCCCUUGGACAUGUGUUUCUUUAAAAGCCUGAAAGCCUUUUGGAAUAAAGCUUGCAAUAAAUUUGUAAAAGCAAAUCCUGGUAGGAAAAUUUCUCGUAUGCAAUUUGGUCAAUUGUUGUCGGAGGCGUGGUCAAAAGCAGCAACUAUUGAUAACGCUGUGUCGGCUUUUAAAUCUACAGGAAUCUGCCCAUUUAAUCCUGGUGCUAUACCAGAGUAUGCCUACUUGGAUUCUGAGAAGAUGAAAAAUUAG
This is a messenger RNA of Diorhabda sublineata, 1227 nucleotides long. RefSeq lists its product as uncharacterized. NCBI's taxonomy places the organism in Eukaryota, Metazoa, Arthropoda, Insecta, Coleoptera, Chrysomelidae. The transcript has a single exon. Gene Ontology annotation, molecular function: DNA binding. The record is from RefSeq and is a predicted model, not a curated record. Gene Ontology annotation, cellular component: nucleus. Bases 1 to 1227 code for a protein of 408 amino acids.